Suillus subalutaceus is the source of this 822-nucleotide messenger RNA. RefSeq lists its product as uncharacterized. The transcript is spliced from 3 exons. Lineage: Eukaryota; Fungi; Basidiomycota; Agaricomycetes; Boletales; Suillaceae. Bases 1 to 822 code for a protein of 273 amino acids. The record is from RefSeq and is a predicted model, not a curated record.
AUGCAGUGCAGCACUGAUGCAAGCUCUCAUACUGCUGCAAUCAUGGCUACCACUUGCACUUUUCAUGGCUUGGUUGUUAUUCAAAAUGCCUCUCGGUUCCAACACGACAACAAACAUUUCUGGAGAUACGACGGUUACAUUGCUCUUCCUGAUGGGGAUUUGGCCGUCGCCAUCUUCACGUUUGGAGCUAAUACCGCUUCGAGCGAAGAUGGUAUCUAUCUCAUGCACGCUCGAGCUAUGAUUGGUUCUGGUGUCUCUGACGAAGGCACGACUACUCACGCAUUACAUUUCUAUGCAAUUGAUGAAUUAGAACCUCUUGAUGACGGCAACCGCGCGUUGCCGAUGCUCUUUGUAGCAGGCAAAGUUUCUCGAAGCAAUUUUGCUUUAGAACAAGAUCAUGGCUUCGACAUCGACAUUUCACAAUAUGUUUUUGCACCUCAGCAAAACAUUCGCGUUUGUUGCUACUAUCCACAAGGUCAUCCUCGCUUAUCCAAAACUCCCCUACCUUCCGCUUCAAAGCACGUGGUUGUACAAGGCACUAUCUUACGCAUUGAGAACGAGCGUUGCGUCCUUGCCGUCAAAGACAUUGCAUUCGGGCCUAGCGACAACGUCGUGGCUGGCCCUACGUCCGAUGUCGUUUCUUCUACAUCAUCUAAAGGAUUUGAUUGGAGUGGUAAGAAAAAGUGUAACACCAAAUCGAAGGAUUCCGCAGAUGAGAAAGGUAAGGAGAAGAGCAAGAGAGGACGAGAGGACGACGAAGAACAUGACGUCAUACCUCUGUCGACUUCUAAAGCUGGGAGUUCCAAAGCUGCCCGGUCUUAA